Messenger RNA from Leucoraja erinaceus (little skate), 870 nucleotides. RefSeq names its product claudin-16-like. NCBI's taxonomy places the organism in Eukaryota, Metazoa, Chordata, Chondrichthyes, Rajiformes, Rajidae. Gene Ontology annotation, biological process: bicellular tight junction assembly; cell adhesion. The coding region runs from base 63 to 713 and encodes 216 amino acids. The record is from RefSeq and is a predicted model, not a curated record. Gene Ontology annotation, molecular function: structural molecule activity. The transcript has 5 exons. Gene Ontology annotation, cellular component: bicellular tight junction; plasma membrane.
UCCCCGCCCCCACCCCACCCCCGCCGGCCCGGAGCCCAGCCAGCUACAGGCUGCCACUGAGCAUGCAAGCCCUCCAGUACGGAGCAAUCUUGGCCUCCAUGGUCUCCACCGCCUUCCUGGUCGUAGCGACGUGGACGGACUGCUGGAUGGUCAACGCAGACGACAGUCUAGAGGUGAGCAGCCGGUGCCGGGGGCUGUGGUGGGAGUGUGUGACCAGCACCUUCGACGGGAUUCGUACCUGCGACGACUACGACUCCAUCCUGGCCGAGCAUCCCCUGAAGCUGGUGCUGACCCGGGCCCUGAUGAUCGUGGCAGAUAUCCUGACGGGCUUUGCCUUCAUCUUGCUGACCCUGGGGCUGGACUGUGUCCGUCUACUCCCGGACCACCCCCCCACCAAGGCCAGGGUCAGCCUGGUGGCCGCAGCCGUGCAGAUGGCCGCAGGGGUGCCGGGCACGGUGGGCUCGGGGGGGUACGCGGGGGAUGUAUACGUGGAGAGGACCACGCUGGUGAUACAGAACGUCUUCCUGGGCGUGCAGUACAAGUGGGGGUGGUCGUGCUGGCUGGCCAUGGCCGGCGGCCUGGGCUCUCUGCUUGCGGGCACUGCUCUCUGCUGCUGCCUCUGCUCCCACACAGGCCAGGGCUACAGCCGUGCCCUGUACCAGGCGGGCAGGAGUGCCACCGGGAAGAUGUACGCCUUGAAUACGCGUGUGUAGACAUCCCGAUGUUCCCCAGGACCGCUCGAGUCUGCACCUCUCGCUGAGCGGGAGAGUCACACACCCGGGCCAGCAGCGCACUGACGCAAUUCAGCCCAUCGGCCCGACCGCGGUGUCAGCAGAAGGUUCCACUGGAUUAAAGAGAAACAAAUGUGAA